Osmia bicornis bicornis is the source of this 1735-nucleotide messenger RNA. RefSeq names its product phosphatidylserine synthase (gene l(3)77CDf). Gene Ontology annotation, molecular function: L-serine-phosphatidylethanolamine phosphatidyltransferase activity. The transcript has 6 exons. The record is from RefSeq and is a predicted model, not a curated record. NCBI's taxonomy places the organism in Eukaryota, Metazoa, Arthropoda, Insecta, Hymenoptera, Megachilidae. Gene Ontology annotation, biological process: phosphatidylserine biosynthetic process. Bases 265 to 1698 code for a protein of 477 amino acids.
CGUCGAGGAGUUUACUUUGCUCGAUGCUGUACGUAAUAAAGGCUUGCUCGCAAGGGAAUAUUUUACUGUUCAAUCAGCUGAUAUGCAAGAAAGUAUUUUCCUGCCUGAUUCGCUGUUCAUAUGUGUGCCUAAACCAGCCUAAAGUGGUUUAUAAAUUCCUCAACAGCGUGGUAGCAUUGCAUAGAAACCGUAGAUAAAAACGUGAAGAAAUAAUGCUUGAAAUGAAUCGGAUACGAAUUUGAAAUCAGCAAUUAUACCAAGAGGAUGACGACUAAUAAAGAAUCUACACAUGACGGCCUUUUGGAAAGGCUUGUCAAAAGUGAUGAAAAGGAGGUUGUGAAAUGCCGGACUAGUGCGGAUAAUAUUGAAGGGCAUAAAUUACGACACGGCACGGACAGUUUUCCAAAUAUUAAUGCAAGACCGGUUGACGAUAUAUCAAUCGAAUUUUUUUACAAACCCCACAGCAUUACAUUGCUUCUUAUUGCAAUCGGAGCUGUAAUAUAUUUUGCCUUUACUAGGAACACUACCAAUGUUGAGGACAAUAUUUGGGCUGGAAUUCUCUCCAUCAUAUUUUUUUUUCUUAUCAUAUCAAUACUCACAUUUCCAAAUGGACCAUUUACGAGACCUCAUCCAGUUGUUUGGAGACUUGUGUUUGGCUGUAGUGUACUAUACUUAAUGGGGCUGUUAUUUAUGUUAUUUCAAGAUUAUGAAACAGUCAGAAAGAUCUUUGUUUGGAUAGAUCCUGACUUGGCAUCAUUUCACAUUGAUAUGGACAAAGAAUAUGGUGUUAAUUGUUCUGAUAUUACAUUAGAGAAGAUAUGGAACCAUUUAGACGUUUUUGCAGCAGCCCAUUUCUUAGGGUGGACGUUUAAAGCGAUAUUAAUUCGUCAUUUUGGUAUUCUUUGGGCCAUCAGUUUAAUGUGGGAAGUAACAGAAAUAGCAUUUGCUCAUUUACUACCAAACUUUGUGGAAUGUUGGUGGGAUGCUUUUAUACUUGAUGUGGUUGUCUGUAAUGGUUUGGGUAUCUGGGUAGGAUUAAAAAUUUGUUCUCUUUUGGAAAUGCGAGAAUAUAAAUGGGUAAGCAUCCUUGACAUUGAAAGUACUACUGGAAAAUUGAAGAGAGCAAUGCUACAAUUUACUCCUGGUAGUUGGACUGCUGUUAGAUGGUUGGAUCCAACAUGUACAUACAUGAGAUUUGUUGCUCUAAGUCAGUUGGUUAUUUUCUGGCAGGUUUCAGAGCUAAAUACAUUUUUCUUGAAGCAUGUUUAUGAAUUCCCACCUUCUCAUCCAUUUGUUGUAGCAAGAUUGAUACUCAUUGGAGUAAUUGUUGCACCAUCUGUUAGGCAGUACUAUUUGUAUGUAACAGAUCCAACAUGUAGUAGAGUAGGGACUCAGUGUUGGGUUUACGGUGCAAUCAUGGUUACAGAGGCUUUACUAUGUAUCAGGCAUGGUGCUGCAUUAUUUGAACGUACUCAGGCAUUAAAUAUUCUUUUAUGGCUACUCUGCCAGUCUCUAGUCUCAGUUCUUUGUGUCUAUGGCUGUGUUCUGUGGCAUCAGUACUUUGAGACGGAAAAGAAAGUUACUUCAAAACAGUCUAUUACUCAACUAGACAACAGCCAUCUGGAUACAAUUCCUAGCAGUGGGAGUAUGGCUGAUUCUACAAAAUCUAUGGACUCGCUGGAAAAGAAGAAACUGUGAACGGGUUCAGAAUAAAAAAUGACCAACUUAAGGGUGA